ACACGCCACACGACUUCCAGCCGAGAAACUCAGAUAACAAAAGAAAUUAGUAGUAACACCAGCCGGACACGGUGGAACAGUGUAAUAAAACCCUCUUCUAUUAAAUAACCCAAGAAAUAUGAAUUCUCUCACCAGACAGUUGUUUAAAGCUGCCAAAAAGGUAGGAGCGCGCAAUUUGAGCCUUUCAGGAGUAAGGAGACAGGAACCACAGCCUGCCGAAGUGAGUGCGCAAUUUGGCAGGGCACCACUAACACAUUUGACUGAAGAUGAACAGGUCAUGAAAGACACAGUUGCCCGCUUGGCACAGGAUCAAAUCGCUCCUUACGUCCGGGAAAUGGAAAAUGAAGGAAAAGUGAAAGAAUCCGUAUUGAAAAUGUUGUUCGAAAAUGGGCUUAUGGGUAUAGAAAUUGAUUCGGACUAUGGCGGUGCAGGAUGCAAUUUCAUGACCACUAUACUAACAGUCGAAGAAAUUUCAAAAGUCGAUCCCGCCGUAGCUGCCCUUGUAGACAUCCACAACACCCUCGUGAACACUGUGAUAAUAAAAUUAGGUAACAAACAGCAAAAGGAACAGUAUCUACCAAGGCUAGCUACAGAUAUGGUAGCAAGUUUUGCCCUCUCAGAACCAUCCUCAGGAUCGGACGCCUUCGCCCUAAAAACAACAGCCAAAAAAGACGGAUCUGAUUAUAUUUUAAACGGUUCCAAAAUGUGGAUCUCGAAUUCAGACCUAGCUGGAGUAUUUCUCAUCAUGGCUAACGCCAAUCCUUCUGCGGGCUACAAAGGAAUCACGUGCUUUAUCGUAGACAGAGAUACCCCCGGCUUCAGCGUAGCCAAACCAGAGAAUAAACUUGGAAUCGUAGCUUCUGGAACCUGCAUGUUAAACAUGGAUAACGUCAGAGUGCCAGAAACAGCCAUUUUGGGUGAAUUCGGACAAGGUUAUAAAAUAGCAGCUUCCAUUCUCAAUGAAGGAAGGGUUGGAAUCGCUGCUCAAAUGAUCGGAUUGGCACAAGGAUGUUACGAUCACACAAUACCGUACACUCUGGAGAGACAACAGUUUGGAAAGCCAAUUUUCAGCUUCCAGGGUAUGCAGUACCAGAUAGCCGAAGUAGCCACCCAAAUCGAAGCUGCUCGUCUUCUCACCUACAACGCGGCCCGUAUGGUGGAAGCUAAAGUACCAUUCGUGAAAGAAGCCGCCAUGGCUAAAUACUACGCUGCAGACAUUGCCCAGAACGUUACCGUCAAAUGCAUAGACUGGAUGGGAGGAGUUGGCUUCACCAAGGACUUUAUUCAAGAGAAAUACUACAGGGACGUCAAAAUCGGCAGCAUUUACGAAGGUACUGCCAAUAUGCAACUGAGCACCAUCGCUAAAUUAAUCGAGAAGGAAUUCAAGCAAUAAAUUCGAUGAUACUGAACUGAUCAUUUCACUUUUCAACUAGCGUGCAACAUUUUUACAAAACUAAAUUUAAAAUGAUUGGCCUUCUUAUGAAAUCACUUUAGAAUGGCCAUAUAAGCUUGUUAAAGCGACGCAUGUCUAUAAACAUACUAAAUAUUAAAAAUAAACACAAACAAAUCUCGGAAUAUGGCAAAAAUGCGUCCAAAACCCAUAUUGUUAACCCAAUCGUACUACCAAUGCAUUUUAGAUAUUUUAUAAAGUAUUAGCAUGGUAUUAACAAAACAAUCACACUUUCAAAAAUAUCUCAAACUCCUUAAAUAGAAGAACUAUAUCACAAACGGGCUAUCAAUAGGAAAAAAUCGUUUGCUUGGCAACAAUGGUGUUAGUUAAUAGAAUUCCGGCGAAACUUUUUAGAUCUGUUGAUAGAUGGCGCUGGUAUUUAAUUGAAUUAUUUUAAUAAUAUAAAUAAUUACAUAAUAUAUUAAAAAUUUUCGCACGAAAAAACUCCAUUAAGAUAUUUUUAAACAUAUCCUUUAUAUGGAGACAUGUGCCAAAAUAAUAAAGCAAGCAUUUCAUAAGAAACUUCUGUAAAUAUCAAAUUCAUCGUUCAUGCGGUAUUUUCAGUAUAUUUAAUUUUUUUAUAAGUUUAAUAUAAUCGUCUAUUGUAAUUCGUUAAAUGAAUUCUCUUUGUAUAUAUUUAAUAUAUUUUUAUAAUUAUAUAAGUAUUUGUCAAUAAAUGAUUGUUCUAAAAGUG
This is a messenger RNA of Diabrotica balteata, 2144 nucleotides long. The record is from the annotation of a GenBank genome assembly. NCBI's taxonomy places the organism in Eukaryota, Metazoa, Arthropoda, Insecta, Coleoptera, Chrysomelidae.